CAACAACAACAACAACAACAGCAACAACUUACAAGCAGUGACAUACUAUAAUUACUAAUAUUGUAUAGUUGGUACUUGGUAGUUGUCAGUUGAUAGUUGAUACUACAUAUUUACUGACGACGGACGACUAAUAAAUUGGAACAAAGUCUGGACCCGAAUAAAAUUCGAUCACUGAGAACAAUUAUUGCUCAUUAGUCAUUAGUCAUUACUCACUGGCUACUCUCCAGUCUCAAGUCUCAAAUCUCACUAUUCUGGAAUCCUGCACUGUUUACAAAACCAGCGAUCAGAGUAUCAGACUACAAUUUCGCAUCGAAUUUUGACGUUAUUUGCCAAAUCACUGCCUCGACGAAUUAAUUUUAAGAAUUUCUCUUUAUCGGUUAAAUAUAAUAUUAUUGUAAUAUCUAUACCUAGAAUCCUUCCUUAAUUAUCGUGUAUCAAUAUAUUCGAUUUUGAUUUCGCGAUGGAGAAAAAAGGAAACACCGAACAUUUGCAAUACGAAAAUGGCAACUCCGUCACUACAAACUGCAGCACACAGACAACGCAAUUUGAUGGAUUAACCGAGUUGCACCAACCUUCCCACGACACGGCAGACGCUUUUGGUUCAUUAUUUAAAAGUACACCUCGUCAAGGUUACGGCAUUAGUUCAACAGAUAAGGAUGCAUGGUAUUACAAUAUGCAUCAUAAGUAUCGUGGAAAAGCUAUAAUAUUUAAUCACGAAAACUUUCAAAUUAGAGAUCUUAAAUCUAGAGCUGGAACUGGAUUAGAUUGUAUUAAUUUAGAGGCGUCCUUAAAAAACCUUGGAUUUGAUGUUACGCCGUAUGUUGAUUUAACAUUAGAUGAACUGGAUAAAAAACUUGACAAUUGGGCUAAAGAAGAUUAUACCAAUUAUGAUUGUCUUUUGAUGGCAGUUUUAUCUCAUGGGGAACAAGGCAUUAUUUAUGCUAAAGAUGGAGCUUAUAAACCGGAAGAUAAUCUUUGGGGACGAUUUACUGGUGACAAAUGUGUUACAUUAGCUGGAAAACCAAAGCUUUUUUUUAUACAGGCUUGUCAAGGAGACAGAUUGGAUGGUGGAGUUCAGUUAAGAACACAAGUUGAUGGAUCUUCUUCAUUCAAAAUACCCGUUUAUGCCGAUUUUCUUAUAGCGUACUCUACAAUUCCUGGUUUUUAUUCUUGGCGGAAUACUCAAAAAGGCUCUUGGUUUAUGCAAGCUCUUUGUGAUGCUUUCAAUAGAUAUGGUUAUCAACUAGACCUUUUAACUAUUCUGACAUUUGUGAAUCGUCAAGUGGCUCUGGACUAUGAAUCUAAUGUUCCUGGUACUGUUCAAAUGCACCAGCAGAAACAAAUACCAUGCAUUACAUCAAUGUUAACAAGAUUAGUAAAAUUUGAAAAGAAAAAUUAAAAAUGUACAUUCAUUAAUAACAUUCCUGUUGAAUAAGAAAAGUAUGGUUGUUGUACACCCCAUAGAACAUUCAUUAAAGCACAAGUCUUAAUGUAAAUCGUUUUGAUUUACUAAAUUAUAAUUUAUUUAGAAACUGGUUCAGAACAAUUGUGUUAUUAGAAUCUCAAUUAUUUUUAACUAAUAUCUGAUAUCAGUUUUAAAUUACAGUUUUAGAAAAUCAUUAGUACUGUUUUCAAUUAAGUAUUAUUCAAAAAUGUGUUCAAAAUUAUAAAAGAUUUAAAGUUAAGCAUAAAAGAUACUGUGAUUUAAACUCUCGCUAAUUUACUUUAAGUAACUAAAACUACUUUUCGAUAGUACUUAAUUUUUUUAAAUAGACGAUAAUAUUAUAUUAUCGUAGAACAAACCUGAUGAACUAGUGAUAUGUUUUUUUUUAUAUAUUUUUCAAUUUUUUGGUUAGUUUAUUAUUAAAGAAUUUUACCAAAAACAAUUCUUACGAAUCAAUUUUGUUAUAACAUUGAAUAACUAUAACAAUAUAUAUUUUAUUCCCAUAUCAUUUAUAUUAAUCUACCUCUUUACUAUUAUUUGUAGUAUUUUAUAAUAAAAUUAUGAAUAUUUAUAAGUUAUCCUAAAUACACCUUAAUCACAAUAGUUAUAUGUACUUAAUCUUAGUUAUUAGUUUAUAUUUUACUAAAAUUAGUCAUUUGUAUUAUUAAUAUAAGAAUACAUUUAUAAUAUUUUUGUUUAAAAACUCAUUUAAUUUAUUUUUUAAUUAUUUUUUCCACACAUUAAAUUUAACUCUGAAGUCAUUCAGUCAUAUGGAAAUGACUAAAUUAUUUGCAAACUAUAGAGUGAUUAA
Myzus persicae (green peach aphid) is the source of this 2255-nucleotide messenger RNA. RefSeq names its product caspase-1-like. Gene Ontology annotation, cellular component: cytoplasm. The record is from RefSeq and is a predicted model, not a curated record. The transcript is spliced from 5 exons. Lineage: Eukaryota; Metazoa; Arthropoda; Insecta; Hemiptera; Aphididae. The coding region runs from base 461 to 1399 and encodes 312 amino acids. Gene Ontology annotation, biological process: apoptotic process; proteolysis.